AUGGCUGGUGAAAGCCAGUCAUGUGAUACUCCCCUGCACACUGCUGCAAUCCGUGGGGACUUAGAUGAUGUCAGAGAGCUGUUGAAAACAAAGAAAUAUGAAGUGGACGCCAGAAACUCCAACAACCAAACAUCUCUUCAUCUUGCAUGUGCUAACGGUCAUCUCGAUACGGUUUGGACACUAGCCAAUGACUUUAGUGCUGACAUAGGAGCUAUUGAUAAUGGUGGAAAUACACCAUUGCUCUUUGCUGCUAAGAACAAACAUGUGCAUAUAAUUAUUAUGUUGGUUCUAUUAUCAAUGCUUGAUAGACGCCUCUCUGAUGAAAUAAGACAGUCAUGUUCCUUUAGCUGUAGUCAGGUUGAUUCACAUCAUGUUAAAAUCUUUGAGGAUGUCCUCUUUGAGUAUUAUAAUGAUUCUGAAGCAGUGGAGAAAACUAUGCAACUAAUAUCCAAAUUCUUUGUUGAUUAUGUUGAAUUCAAGGAUGAUGGUUUUAUAACAUUGCUUGUAGCUGCAUCACUUGGUCUCAAAGACUUGAUUAAUCGGUUAGUUACAGAGAAAAAAACCAAUCUGAACAUUAACGGCUUCUUUGGCUUGUCUGUUUUCCACUAUGCCUGUUUUGGAGGACAUGUACUGCUCAUGGAGAGUCUUAUUUCAGAAUAUAGUAUGGACCUUUCUGUGAAAGAUAAAUUAGGGUGUUCAAUUUUACAUUAUGCAACAGUGGGACCUCCCCGUAGUGGCCACAUAGAACUAAUAGACAAAUUAGUGAUGAAAUAUGGUCUCAAUCCCGCAGAUAAAACUAACAGAGGAAACACACCUUUACAUAUUGCAGCCAUGUUUGGACAUGUUGAAACAGUGAGACACCUGAUCACCAUGUUUGGACAUGUUGAAACAGUGAGACACCUGAUCAGUAAGCAUAGUGCUGAUAUCGAUUGCACUAAUGAUCAGAACAGCACAUUAUUGAUCCUAACUGUGGCAAAUGGCCAUGUCAAUGUUUUCGAUGCAUUAGUCAAAGAAUUUAAGAACAAUUGUCAUGUCCGAGCCAUGUUUGGACAUGUUGAAACAGUGAGACACCUGAUCAGUAAGCAUAGUGCUGAUAUCGAUUGCACUGAUAAUCAGAAUAAUACCCCAUUGAUGCUAGCUGUGGAAAAUGGUCAUGUCAAUGUUUUCGAUGCAUUAGUCAAGGAAUUUAAGAACAAUUGUCAUGUCCGAGGUUACAAAAGUCGAAAUCUAGUUCACUAUGCAUGCGAAGGUGGCCAUAUAGAACUGAUAGAAAAGCUGGUGAUGGAAGGAAAUCUAGUUCACUAUGCAUGCGAAGGUGGCCAUAUAGAACUGAUAGAAAAGCUGGUGAUGGAAUAUGGCCUUGAAUCCACAGUUAGUGAUGAAGAUGGAAACACAUCUCUACAUAUUGCAGCCAGAGCAGGACAUGUUGAAACAGUGAGACACCUGAUCAGUAAGCAUAGUGCUGAUAUCGAUUGCACUGAUAAUCAGAAUAAUACCCCAUUGAUGCUAGCUGUGGAAAAUGGUCAUGUCAAUGUUUUCGAUGCAUUAGUCAAGGAAUUUAAGAACAAUUGUCAUGUCCGAGGUUACAAAAGUCGAAAUCUAGUUCACUAUGCAUGCGAAGGUGGCCAUAUAGAACUGAUAGAAAAGCUGGUGAUGGAACUGGUGAUGGAAUAUGGCCUUGAAUCCACAGUUAGUGAUGAAGAUGGAAACACAUCUCUACAUAUUGCAGCCAGAGCAGGACAUGUUGAAACAGUGAGACACCUGAUCAGUAAGCAUAGUGCUGAUAUCGAUUGCACUGAUAAUCAGAAUAAUACCCCAUUGAUGCUAGCUGUGGAAAAUGGUCAUGUCAAUGUUUUCGAUGCAUUAGUCAAGGAAUUUAAGAACAAUUGUCAUGUCCGAGGUUACAAAAGUGGAAAUCUAGUUCACUAUGCAUGCGAAGUUAGUGAUGACGAUGGAAACACACCUCUACAUAUUGCAGCCAGAGCAGGACAUAUUGAAACAGUGAGACACCUGAUCAGUGGCCAUAUAGAACUGAUAGACAAGCUGGUGAUGGAAUAUGGCCUCGAAUCCACAGUUAAUGAUGACGAUGGAAACACACCUCUACAUAUUGCAGCCAUGUUUGGACAUGUUGAAACAGUGAGACACCUGAUCAGUGGCCAUAUAGAACUGAUAGACAAGCUGGUGAUGGAAUAUGGCCUCGAAUCCACAGUUAAUGAUGACGAUGGAAACACACCUCUACAUAUUGCAGCCAUGUUUGGACAUGUUGAAACAGUGAGACACCUGAUCAGUGGCCAUAUAGAACUGAUAGACAAGCUGGUGAUGGAAUAUGGCCUCGAAUCCACAGUUAAUGAUGACGAUGGAAACACACCUCUACAUAUUGCAGCCAUGUUUGGACAUGUUGAAACAGUGAGACACCUGAUCAGUAAGCACAGUGCUGAUAACCGCACAUCAUUGAUGCUAGCUGUGAUAAAUGGUCAUGUCAAUGUUUUCGAUGCGUUAGUCAAAGAAUUUAAGAACAAUUGUCAUGUCCGAGGUUACAAAAGUCGAAAUCUAGUUCACUAUGCAUGCAAAGGUGGCCAUAUACAACUGAUAGACAAGCUGGUGAUGGAAUAUGGCCUCGAAUCCACAGUUAGUGAUGACGAUGGAAACACACCUCUACAUAUUGCAGCCAUGUUUGGACAUGUUGAAACAGUGAGACACCUGAUCAGUAAGCACAGUGCUGAUAUCGAUUGCACUAAUGAUCAGAACAGCACAUCAUUGAUGCUAGCUGUGAGAAAUGGUGAUGUCAAUGUUUUCGAUGCGUUAGUCAAAGAAUUUAAGAACAAUUGUCAUGUCCGAGGUGGCCAUAUACAACUGAUAGACAAGCUGGUGAUGGAAUAUGGCCUCGAAUCCACAGUUAGUGAUGACGAUGGAAACACACCUCUACAUAUUGCAGCCAUGUUUGGACAUGUUGAAACAGUGAGACACCUGAUCACACAUCAUUGA
Molecule: messenger RNA, 2985 nt
Organism: Halichondria panicea
Lineage: Eukaryota; Metazoa; Porifera; Demospongiae; Suberitida; Halichondriidae
Product: serine/threonine-protein phosphatase 6 regulatory ankyrin repeat subunit A-like
Exons: 12
Coding region: 1-2985 (994 amino acids)
Molecular function (GO): protein binding
Source: RefSeq, a predicted model, not a curated record